AUGGUCGAGCGUCUGGAGUCAGAUUAUGCUACUGUCGGAUUGAUAUGUAGCUUGCCUGGAACAGUUAUGUACCUAUUAAGUGUUGGCAUGUCAAUGACCUAUAUGCCCAUGGUGAUUGCACUGAAUGAUUUCUUCAGAGAAAAAUUCGUUUUGAUGAACACAAUCACGUUGUACGGCUACACCGCUGGAUCCAUGCUGCUCCCUAUUGUAACUGAAAGGUCAUUCGAAGCAUAUGGCUAUGUAGGGGCUUUUAUUAUCCUUGGCGGUAUCGCUUUUAACCUUGUCGCGUGCGGUGCAACGAUACACAAGGCACCAAGAAACGCAGCUACAAAUGAAGUCAAAAGUUAUAAUGAAAUGAAUGAGAAACAGAAGUGUCUCUCUGAAGGAGAAUCCUCGAAGCAAACAGAAAGCAUCCAUUAUCAUGAGGAGGAGGAGCAAGAGGAUAGUGAAGAGUGCGUCUUGGAGGAAAGGCAUUUGAUUCAAAACGAGAGACGUAACAUCAAUAAACAGGAUACAUCACCGAAUGCGCGCUCAUCUUGGACAAGCUCCGUCUUUCAAAUCGGCAAACGGUCCUGUGGACUAUUAAACGAACCACUCUAUCUCUUCACCAUCCCGAUUCAUUUCUUGUACAUGUUCUCUAUUUAUGCGUGGAUGCUGUUUCUGGUACCUCACGCUGAACACCUGGGAAUCCCUCCUUCUAAAGCAAUCUUCCUUUCCACAAUUGGCGGCAUAGGUGGCAUCAUCGGUCGGACCAUUUUCAUCAUCCUCGUCGGCAAAGGCAUCAAUGUUUAUAUCGUCUACAUCGCCAUAGUCCUCAUCGGCACGGCAUUAUUUCUGCUGGACUUCAUCGGUUCUGCUUACGCGGUGCGUGCUACCUUGGCUUUUGUCCAAGGUUUCUCCUUCUUCAUCGAGGAUACUAUUAUGUCCAGUUUAUUGAAAGAUGCAGUCUUUGACGAUCGGAAUUUUAACAUGGCCGUGUCUCUCAGUUAUCUGUUUGAUGUCACCCAGUCAUUCACGAUGGUGUUCAUCAUCGUCGGCUUCAUUCACGCCGUCAUGGUCGUUAAUCUCUUCAUCGUAUGGAUGCUCAUCAAGAGGCGACGACAAGAUGUCAGCUCUUAUUUUGACCAUUGA
Messenger RNA from Strongylocentrotus purpuratus (purple sea urchin), 1131 nucleotides. RefSeq names its product monocarboxylate transporter 12-like. Bases 1 to 1131 code for a protein of 376 amino acids. Lineage: Eukaryota; Metazoa; Echinodermata; Echinoidea; Camarodonta; Strongylocentrotidae. The transcript has 3 exons. The record is from RefSeq and is a predicted model, not a curated record. Gene Ontology annotation, molecular function: monocarboxylic acid transmembrane transporter activity.